Molecule: messenger RNA, 1909 nt
Organism: Tribolium madens (black flour beetle)
Lineage: Eukaryota; Metazoa; Arthropoda; Insecta; Coleoptera; Tenebrionidae
Product: leucine-rich repeat-containing protein 15-like
Exons: 8
Coding region: 1-1539 (512 amino acids)
Cellular component (GO): plasma membrane
Molecular function (GO): protein binding
Source: RefSeq, a predicted model, not a curated record
AUGAGAGGAUUCUUGUAUAUUUUAUUAAUAACAAGAGUGAAAAGUGACGAUUAUGUUUGUGAGAUUAAUGCUUGUGACGCUCUCGAACAGAGCAAAAUUGAUUUGCAAGAAUUUAUCGAUAGUUUAGAAGACAACAAUAAUAACAGUUAUUUAGUGAGAUUAGAACGAAGACUGCGAUCUUUGGAACAACCAGUAUGGAAAGUCUCAAAACUGAACGAGAGAUGGCUCGAAUGUACACAAGGUCCUUGCAAAUGUAGACCGGAAACGAAGACUUUGUCUUGUUGGCAGCAGGAUUUAUCUGUUUUGCCGGCUCUUCAAGUGUUGCCUUCAGAUGUUAUUUCUAUUGAUUUGGGUAUUAAUGGACUCACAACUUUGAACAAAAAUGCUUUCACCAUGUUGUCAUUUUUGACCGAGCUUGAUCUUUUCGAUAAUGAUCUUGAUUAUUUACCAGAAUCGGUAUUCGACGACUUAAACAACUUGCAAUACUUACGAUUGCACAAAAAUAAACUUGAAGAUGUUUCGUAUAAUUUGUUAUUUAAAUUAAAAAAUUUGCAAACACUUGAUUUGUCCAACAACAAUAUUCGGCAGUUACAUCCUCAUUUUUUUAAAGGAAAUCUCAAAUUAAUUGUUUUACACAUGUCUAGAAAUCAAAUUAAAAUAAUUCCUCAAACGCUAUUCUCCAACCUGGAAGUACUCGAAGACUUGGAUUUGAGUAACAACAAAAUUGAGAGAUUGCCAAAAUUUUUGUUUACAGAUUUGAAAAAUUUAAAAAGAUUGCAGAUGGCUGAAAACAGAAUUGAUUAUCUACCAUCAGGUUUGUUUGACUCACUCUUGAGUCUCGAAUUUUUGAAUUUUAGAAAAAAUCAUAUUUCGAGUAUUUCUGACAAACUUUUCGGAAAUUUAGGAAACUUAAAGGUUCUACAAUUGACUUCAAACCAUUUGAGAAAAGUGCAAAUAAACGAUUUUGUGAAUUUACACAACUUGGAGGAGUUACAUUUGGGUCAGAAUUUUAUUUCCGAAUUAUCGGAAAACUGUUUCGAGACAAACAACAAUUUAAAAAAACUUUUCCUAUUUUCAAACAACUUGGAAGAGUUGGCAGAAAAAAGUUUUAAUGGGCUAACCAAUUUAAAUUCACUUUUAAUUAAUAAUAAUAUUCUCAGCAGCAUCCAUGAAGAAAUUUUUUCUUAUACUCCAAAUUUAGAGAAACUAGAUUUGGACAGCAAUAGAUUUCACUUUUUGCCUUCCAAAUGUUUAGACUACCUGGACAAAUUAAUUUCAAUAAAACUGGCGAAGAAUCCUUGGUACUGCGAUUGCAACAUUUUAUACUUAGCCCUCUGGGUCGACGAAAAUAAGAGCAAAAUUUGGGACACUCAACCCACCUGUCGUGGCCCAACCGAGUUAGGUGGUGCUUUACUAAAAGUCAUGAGUUUUAAUGAUCUCUGCGAUGGUCAGUGGGCAAGUAUGGUAAAUUUGGCGCCCAGAAUACCCGUCCGACAAGUCACCAUUCAACCACCACCAACAACUGAAAAAAACAAUUAGAUUUUAAUUAGUUUUUUAUCCACCUGUUUAGCAUAGCUUAAUUGUAGAAUUGUAACCUUGUAGUUGUAAGAAUAGUAUUACACCUGUCAUGCCUUUUCAAGACUAUUCUUGAUACAUUUUUUUAUUUAGUUCAUUUGGCUAAGUUCACCAAACGAUUUGCAAAGAAUUAUUAUUUGCAGGGCACCAAGUAAUUGUCUUAACCAAAAAUCUUCUCAAAAAUGAAACUAAUUUGACUGAAAUUGAAAUAUCCACUCUUAAUUAUUCUCUAUGAAAAGAUAAGUACCUACCUAUGUACCUAGUGUGUUUUAUGAGAAUAUUUUGUAUUUAUGUAUUUAUUAAAGUUUUUGUUAUGUUAAUUUUAGUACCAUAU